AUGUCUGCCAAGAGGUUCACCCCUAAGCGAAACCACCAACACCAUACCUGUAAUGAGACGUUUGUCAUUUGGGGAGCCAAGACAAGAUUCAGGCUAGAGAACCACAAGGUCGAAAAAGGUUACGCCGAAGUGUUAAUUGGAGAGGAUGAAGUAGCCGUAGCGGUUAGUCCUAGUGGCACGGCCCAUGCUCUAGUAAAUGUCGAUCCUGUGCGCUCUACUUUCUUCAUUGGUUGCCAAGACAGUGAUAUGCAGAACAACAGCUCCACUAGCGACUACAAAAUAUGGAAAGAUCUAUAAACCAAAGUGGGGUUAGUUUAGUUUCUCUUGUUCAUUCAGAUUCUCAUUGGCCUUUCCUUUCUUUCGAGAUUAUUUGUAUAGAAUAGGCUUUG
This is a messenger RNA of Camelina sativa (false flax), 389 nucleotides long. Lineage: Eukaryota; Viridiplantae; Streptophyta; Magnoliopsida; Brassicales; Brassicaceae. The record is from RefSeq and is a predicted model, not a curated record.